Papilio polytes (common Mormon) is the source of this 6504-nucleotide messenger RNA. RefSeq names its product ATP-binding cassette sub-family A member 1-like. Gene Ontology annotation, cellular component: intracellular membrane-bounded organelle; membrane. The record is from RefSeq and is a predicted model, not a curated record. The transcript is spliced from 29 exons. Lineage: Eukaryota; Metazoa; Arthropoda; Insecta; Lepidoptera; Papilionidae. Gene Ontology annotation, biological process: transmembrane transport; lipid transport. Gene Ontology annotation, molecular function: ABC-type transporter activity; ATP hydrolysis activity; lipid carrier activity. The coding region runs from base 309 to 4577 and encodes 1422 amino acids.
AAAUGUCAAAUGUGUAGGUGAAAGAGUGAGUGCAGAAGUAAAAGCUGUGUUUCAGUAAUUAAUUAUAGGUUUUUAUAUAGUCCUAAUAGACUAACUGUUAAUCCUGUUUAUUUAGAAACAUUGCCUUGAUAAAUAAAGCUCAUUAAAUUUCACUUAAAUACAUGUUUAGUAGAUUUUCGACUAUAAAGAUUUUAUGAUUUUUACGAAGGAAUUUUUAAACAGGGACAAUUGACUUUGAAAUAAAUACUGCCUAACUACACGUGGGCAUUAAAAAUAAGUGUGAUAAACAUGAUUACAAUUGUGUUGAAAUGAAAGAAGUUGGUGAUAGAAAAAUGAGCGGUAUUCUAAAGGUGUUGAUGCUUAAGCAUCUGGUUGUGAGGAUGCGAAGGUUCAUCAGCACAGCUGUGGAACUCAUCUCCCCCGCUGUCUUCUUCAUUCUGCUUUAUGUAUUCAAGGAUUAUAUUAAUCAGCCAGUACAUAUGUACACUCAAAAUUCCGUCAAUGUAUAUAAGCCCGAGCCACUGCCCCUAGACAGCAUUAAGGGGCCACAGCUGUUAUUCUACACUCCAGACAACAACCUCACAGGCCAGCUUAUGGAUAAAGUUGCCCGAAAACUAGGAUUGUCCCGUCUUAAGAAUUUUCCUAUUACCUUAAAAGGUAGCGGGUACUACCCCAUACAAGAUGAGGCAGAUCUCAACGACUACCUUAACAAUAUUGAUGAUCACCAAGCGCUCGUCGUAUUUCAGAACAUGACGGGGGAAUGGCCUAAACUCCUCAACUACACCAUUCGUAUGAAAAAAGAUUUUAUGACACACAUAUACAAUCCGCUCGAUGAUAGUAUGGAACCUCAUCAAGCAUUCGGGUUAAUAUACGAGACAUUUAUGCAUCUACAAUGGGCGAUAGACACGAGCUAUUUGCAAUUGAUGGGGGUCGAUGUCAAACAAAAUGUGACCCUGCAAGAGUUUCCUUUCGUGAAGACGAACACCAACAUGAACAUGGUGAUCGGUGUGCUGGUGAAGGCGUUGAUGGUGCUGUGCUGGCUGUCCUUGCUGCUGGUCUUCGUGUUCCUCAUGGCGAGACUGCUGGAUGAACGGACUACUGGUAUUGAGGAAUUAAUCAAAAUGGCGGGCGUUUCCAGUAAUAUGUUGGCAUUAUCCCACUUCCUGAACGUGGUGCCGGUGGGCGUGGUGUACUGUAUGGUGAAUGCCGUGCUGCUCACUGCCUCAUCCAAUCCAGUGCUGCUCUCCAGUACUGGCUUGAUCUGCCUGAUGCUGGCGCUGCAUUUCGUCAGUGUGAUAGCUAUGGCCUUUGCUUGCAGUUAUCUCGUCAAGAAUAUGUUCCUCGUGCUGCAGAGCGCACUGUUCGCCGUACUGACCUGGUACCUCGCACUCGUCAACCCUGGACCAUACGGACAGGCGAUGCCCUGGAACUUCAUGUUUAAGCGUUCAUUCUGGAACGAGCGCAAGGUGUCUCCUGGUGUAGAGGUUGAAGGUAAUUCGGAGGUGGAGGUGGAGGUGGAGGAACUGUCCGGUGCACGGCUCUCUGACCCGCUGUACUUCGAGCGGCCGCCCAAAGACCUCGAGCCUGGCAUCAGAAUUGAAAAUGUCACAAAAGUGUUUGGUAAGAACGUGGUCCUGUCUAAUGUAUCGCUGGAUAUAUACCAGGGCGAGAUCACAGUACUGCUGGGACACAACGGCGCCGGAAAGACCACCCUCAUGAAUAUUAUCACCGGUAUGAUAAGUGCAUCAUCAGGCAAGGUGUACGUGGAGGGGCUGGACACGGCGACGCAGCAGGAGGCGGUGCGGAAGACGCUCGGCCUCUGCCCUCAACAUAACCUCUUCUUCCCGGACCUCACCGUCCUAGAACAUGUCAUGUUCUUUACUAUGCUGAAAGGUUUCUCAUACCAUGAAGCGAAGGUGGAAUCGACGUUGCUGCUUGAAAAGCUCGGAUUGAACUCUAAAGCUGGCAGUAAAAGCUCGCAGCUGUCGGGCGGCAUGCGGCGCCGCCUGCAGCUGGGCUGCGCGCUGGCUGGCGGCGCGAGGGUGCUGGUGCUGGAUGAGCCUACCUCCGGACUGGAUGUGGAAACACGCAGGGAACUAUGGGAUUUGUUACUGUCGCUGCGAGGGUCUCGCACGGUGCUGCUGACGACGCACUUCAUGGAGGAGGCGGACGCGCUGGGCGACCGCGUGGCCGCGCUGCACCUCGGCAAGCUGCGCUGCCAUGCCACCACUAUGCACCUCAAACGGGCACUUGGUACUGGAUAUCGUCUAUCGUUCACCACGAUCGGAAUACCGAAGGAACCGGCCAUCACCAGCACAGUGCAGAGUGUGGUCGCUGAUGCCUCCAUGCGGGAGCAGAGCCUCAACUCCAUCACCUACAACCUGCCGGCAAAAGAUACCUCCAGGUUCCCCCAACUCUUCUCCAUGCUGGAGACCAAGAGAUCGGAACUGGCGAUAGACUCGAUUGGCAUCGGCAUUUCUACCUUAGAGGAGGUAUUUUUGAAAUUAUGCAGCGACGUGGAAACCACUUUUACUGAAGACACCGUGGAUACUGCGGCUCUUGAGACGCGGCAGGUGCUGGCCGGCGGCGCCGCGCUGUGGCUGCGGCAGCUGUUUGUGCUCCUUAAACGCCAGUACAACUACAUGAUGUCUAAGAAACUCUCCAUAUUGAUACUGCAAGUGGUAAUGCCGAUAGUGACACUGGUACUGUUCACGUACGUGUCGGUGGAGGUGGAGCCGGCGGGGGGCAGCGAGCGCGCACGGCUCCAUCUCCCUCUGUACGAUAUGCCGGAGCCGCGAAUACUCUACUCUCUCAAUACCAGCACCCCCACAGCACUGCGCACGCUCACCGACAAAUACACUGAUGUUACCUUUCAACCCACAUCUGAUGUUGUUGAUUCUCUCAUUCAGUACGGCAAGGAAGAUAUUAUGGAGUACAAUAAAUACAUCGCGGGAAUAGAAAUCAAUGACACUGAUGCUGUUGUGUUGUACACGACACGAGUACGUCACGCCGCACCUAUCGCUCUCAACUUGUUGACCAACAUGUUGGGCGGUGCACACGCGCACGCUGAAGUGGCGACAUACAACCAUCCGCUGGAGGGCAAGGCGGGCCCCGCGAGACAAGACUUAGUGCAACCUAAAUCACUCAUUAUGUCUGUAAUGUGGGCUACUGUUGUUGUGUUUGUGGUGCUGGCGACGAAUAUAAACCUGGUGUCGCUGCCGUGCAAGGAGCGCGAGGGCGGCGCGCGGCAGCUGCACUAUUUUUUCGCAAGUAUUGUCAUGUAUGUGUGUGCAGGCGCGCUGUUCCUGGUGCUGAUGCUGGGCAGCCUGGCGUUCUUCGCCUUCAUGUACCUCGUCAGCUUCUACUUCGGCGAGCGCGGCGCCAGCACGCUGCUCGUCGCUUGCAUCAUUCUAUUUGGUUUCCUGACAACGUCAAUGAAGAAAGCGUCAGAUUUCUUUAAGGAGAAGCAGGAUGCGGACUUUUCGUACUACAUACUAGUGGUGUGCGGCUGGUUGACGCCGCCGCACACGUUCACGGUGGCGGCGAUGAAGGCGGUGAACGUGGCGCGCCUUAACGCGUACUGCGAACUCAACAAGCAGCGCUGUCCCGCACUAUACGUUAUGGAGGAUGGAUUUGAUGCUGUGACUUGCUGCCAGUUAAACCGCAACCCUCGCUGCUACUUCUGUUUCGACGAGUUCUCGCCCGCGGAGCCUAUGGUCAUCAUGUUCUGCCAGUUUGUCGGAUUUAUGACGUUAGUAAUAAUGACUGAAUACGGCGUGUUCAACCGGCUGGCGGACCGCGUACUGAACGCGCGAUACCGCGCCGCCCCCGCAACACACACUGACGACCUCGUACGAGCCGAGGCUACAUACGUCAGGAAAGCUAUCGCGUUACCACCAGAUCAGAUCCAAGAGGCGAUGCUGGUGGAUGACUUACACAAGAACUACGUCCAGUUCAUCAGGAAGUCCACCAAUGCUGUCAAGGGGAUCAGCUUCUCUGUCAAAAAAGGAGAAUGUUUCGGUCUACUGGGAGUGAACGGCGCAGGCAAGUCCAGUACAUUCAAGAUGCUGACUGGCGAGGAGUGCGCCACACGAGGGACUGUCUUUGCCAACGGACAACAUAUAGACAAGAAUCGCACCAAAUACCUGCGGUCGCUGGGCUACUGUCCUCAGUUCUUCGGUCUGGACGAGUUCCAGUCGGGCUACGACAACCUGGCGCUGGUGCUGACGCUGCGCGGCCUGGCUGCACACCACGUCAAGGCUGAGGCUGACAAGUGGAUUGAAAUCGUUGUUCUAUUGUGUUCAGUGACUGACGGCGGCGUGUCGGAGCUGCAGCGGCUCAAGUCGGAGCUGCAUCAGAAGUUCAACUGCGAACUGAAGGACGAGCACAAGACAAUGUUACACUAUCACAUCAACGACACGAUGCGCUACAGCGAGCUCUUCAACGAGCUGGAGGGCCUCAAGCGAGACAACGCCAUCGUUGAAGACUACUCUGUCUCCGAGACCACGCUGGAGGAGGUCUUUCUAGCCUUCGCUAAGGAGACAGAAGACCAAGAAGUACGCGCCACACCAGUGUAAAAUUAUGACCAGGUCUUCAUUACUGAUACCAAGACUGAAGACCACGAGUAUAUACGAUCUGAUUUAUGGGUUACCGUGAGUUAUGUCCAGGUCUUCGUACCUCAUACCAUGUAAACCAUAGACCACGAGUCUAUAUAAUUCUAUUCGCGGUCUUCGUCACUAAGAUUAAGACCACGAUAUCCAACAGUGGUCCUAACGUAUUGUCUUAAAGACCACGCUUCUUUCGAAUCUUAAAGAUGUUUAAGCUUUGAUCGAUUUAUUGUCUUGAAGACCAGGACCACACUCUUGGUGUUUUAGCUUAUGUCAAAUCGAAAGCCACUUCUGCGCUUGAAUGUUUAAAAUUAUGGUUUUCAAGACCACACCCGAUAUUUUAUAUUUUAUAUUAUAUGCAGAACACAGCAAUUUAUCUCAUUGCUUGGUAAAGGCCACCUUUUGUAAUAAAUUUAAAUGAAUAUUUGACCACAAUCCCACCUGGUGUGAAGUGGUCUAAAUGAGGCCUAUUGUAUGUUAAUUGUGCAGUAUUAAUUUAAACCAAACAAUAAUUAUUAUACAGCUAAUAAUGUAAUGUUCAAAAUAGGCCGUUUGAAAUAUCUUAUCGGCUAAAGGCACGUGUUGUUCCGAGCUAUAAAUAUAUUUGAAAACAUCUAUACAAUUACCACUUCUGAAAUAGUGAGAGAAAGUAAAUUUUUCUAGGAAUCGUUUAGAAACUUUGAUAUGUUCUAAUUAAAAAGAUAUAUUUGAUACGAAAAUUUACUUAUUGUAUACUUCUUUUCAAAUAUCUCACCGGCGUAUACAACAAUCGAAACCGCCGAGAUAUUUGAAAAUUUCAAUACAAUUUUGUACUACGAAUAAAAUACUUAUUGAAAAGCAUUCCAAAAUAAGGCUUUAGUAUUUUAGGUCUUAUUAAUAUUAUACAUAAGGUUGAAACUAAACUGCGUAAAUAAAGUCUAUUUUGAGCCUAUCCUAAACCAUUUUUAACAAAGUGCUCUUAUGGUAAACAUUAUUUAAAAAUCAAUCUUAUUCCCAUGAGAAUAAGAUGCAAUUUAUAAAGAAAAUUCAUUCAGUAUUUUAUUUAUGAAAACUGUGAUAAAUGCGUCUAAUCGGCUUGUACAAAUUAUUUCAUAAAUAUUGCGCGCUUAGUGAGGCUGGUUUACCUAAACUGGGAUAAUUGACUAUAUAUAUAGUAAUGCUUUUUACCCCAAUAGGGAUAAAAUAAUAGAUUUACUAAAAAAAAUGCUUUUAGAAUGUAGAUUGUAUUUAAAAUUUGAAAUAAAUUUAAACACAAAAAAAUACGACAAUUAAAAAGAACCACUUUUUACUGUAACUGGAUUUUAUUCUAUAAUUUUUAAAUUGUACUGUAACCAGUUAUUAAUAUGUUAAAGUGGAUUUUUACUGCAGAAACUUUCUCUUUUAAACAACCCUUUUUGUGCUAGCGCUUCAAUGGUAAUCCACGCUAAAUUAAUGUAAUUUUUAAUAGUUUAAAAAAAUUGUGCCUCAGAGUCUUUUUGAUUUUAUUUUCUAUGUACGUAGUUUUUUUUUUUAAUAUAAAUAUCUGAAGGAGAUGUGAUCUGAAUACAUUAAUAGAAUGAUAACAAUUUUGAUACAUUUUCAUUUUAAUUACAUAAAUAAAAUUAAUUAAAUCACAAAAAUGUCAUAAACAUUUCAUUUAUUUUUGUUUCAUUUUUUAUUCGUUUUUUUUCUCAUUGAGUUUUGAUGUACAGUCGAGGACGUUGAUUUCCUAUUCACUAUGUAAAAAUAUUGUUUGACAAGAUUAUGUCGAUAUUAUUUUUGGUUUUCUUUACUGCAUGAUAUUAACAUAAUUGGUUAGGGAAUUAAUUCUUUGACUGUAGUUGGACUGUCUCUUCAUUUUCUUAUUAAAAUGUUUUUUUAUGGUUAAAUAUUUUUUUCAGGUUUUGGGUUUUUGUUC